CGAGUAUCAGGAAAAUAGAAAUAGACAGAAUAUUGGAACAAUUUACAAUUUGUAUUAUAAAACUGUAGCGAAACUUCAAAUGUAACCGCAAAGAGUAGCACAUUAUCUCACGGAUUUACCUUGAUUUUAGCUACAUGAGUUUUGUGCUAUAUAGUUGAACGUUUAUGUGUUACUUUUGGAUGUGAAAAAAUUAUGAACUGCCUUAGUCUUCACAAGGAGCUAGAAAAUUUGUUUUUUAUCUCUUUUAUUACCGCUACUAUGGCUGAAUUCUUUAUAGAACAAUGUCGCCACUACAUUUACUACGGUCUAUUAUAUCGAUCUCAUUAUAACAGACGCAAUUAUACAGGGGACAAAAAAUAGCGAACUAUUUACGCUGUAUCAUCCCUCUGAGAGAGAAUAAACAAUAACAAAAUUACGCAUAAUUAGAAGCCACGCAUCCACGAUGUUUUACCCUCUUGAAAAGGAAUAGAAAAUAAGAAAAUAACGCAAAAUUAGAUGCUUCUACAACGUCCCACUGUUUUCUACCACCGAUCAAGCAAAGGCGAUUAAUUUUUACCCUCUAUUGAAAAGGAGCAGAAACUUAGAAAAUUGCGCAUAAUUAGAAGGCGCGUAUAGUAUGGCAGAGCACAGAAAAAAAAACAUCCACAAUGUCCAGAGCUGCUUUUUCUGGUCAGAAGAUACGCUGUUCCUUUCGAGUAUAAGAAAGAAUGCAAAGUGAGUAUUAUACACCAACAAAACUAACCGAUUCCCAUUUUGCAACAACUACAACGAACACACACUAAAAGGAAAAUGACGGAGAAUGCUGCGGUCGGAGAGCUGUCGCUUAAUAUCGCUAUCGACCCUGAAUGUUUUUAUUUACAAAGAGUCGCGGAGGAACGACCGGUUUUAAAGCAAACGAAAAAAACGAAGAAGACGCUCUCGCGCGCGCGCGCGCGCGAAUGCCGUGUGUGUGUUUGACUUUAGGGAAUUCUGCGCCGGAGUGAGUUUAAUACGUGUCGUGACUGCUGCUGGGUGCAGUCGUUCGCGGAAACCAGUGCGUGAGCUCGCGGGCUUUUGUUCUAAAAUAAAUAAAUCGCGUGUUACACGCAGUGAUAUAGUUUUAGCUUUUCGGAGAUAAUGGACUACUGAAUUAAUAGACCACAAUGUCGAUUAAAGUGCCCACUCUUUUGUUCGGUGUUUUGGCAGCAGCGCAGUGUCUGAACGCCGCCGGAAAUGACAUCAAAACGGUCUACACCUACGGCUACGCCUACAGCCAGUUCUUCCCUCUGGAGGAAAAUCUAUCCCCCGACCGAGUCCUCCGCUUCUCCGUACGAGCCCCAAGAGACGCCCACAUCUUGCUCGCACCGACGCACGAAGCCGACCAGCCGGUGUACGAGAUAGUCCUGGGCGCGCGCAACAACACGAUGAACCACAUACGCGGCAGGUGUCCCUGUCAGGAGGAGCCAAGCGCUUCGGUUCGUACCGUGAAUCUGCUGAGUCGUCGAGAAUUCCGUAACUUCUGGGUGAAGGUCGCCUCGGACCGGCUGAAAACUGCGGUACAGGUCGGUCUCGGGGAAAGCGACACUCCCUUUCACGAGUGGCGCGACCCCAGACCCCUCGCGCCGAUGUUUCUCAGCUUUAGAUCGGCCACGCCCGCUACUUGGCACUACGGAUUCCGAGACGAGCAUUACGAGAAUGGGGUGUCCAGCGACAGGCGACAGACCGUCGUGACGUCGACCGGCUUCGGGCAAUAUUUUCCACUGUCCGAUCACGUGAGUCAUUCCGAGGAUGGGAUCACGCUUUAUUUCACGGCAAGGACGUCUCGAGAACUGCAGAUUCUCCUGAGCCCAGAAGUUUCAACGCUGGGAGAUGUCUACCUGAUCGGUAUUCGAGCCAACGGCGCUUACGUUAGGCGGAGGUACUUGGGAGACAACAGCGCAGCUUUCCAACAGCCGGGAUUCCUGAACGGACGCGAAAAGAUCAAAUUCUGGAUCAAGCUGACCAGAGACGGUGUCAUAAUGCUCGGAAAGGGCGGCUCUCCAAAUCCAGUACUGCAGUGGAGAGAUCCCACGAGCAUCUCGCCGCAGUAUCUCAGCUUCCUGAUGUACCGAGAAACCGACGAAGAUCCCGAACCGUCUCUUUACGCUGACGUUCAAUACGGCCUUGGUCCGGACUACACGAUUUCCUCGCAGGACUGCACAGCUCGAUGGAAGGGAGCCAGCAGUCAGUUACCACCCGGUGCAGUUCGUGGCGGUCGUCUCGAGGACGGCGAAAUCUUCGUGUGUCGCGCUAACCACGACGGCGACACCAUACCCGGCAGCUACAUCAUCGACGAGAACCUCGAGGGCAAGUGCUACAUAUCCUACAACUUCUCCGUCAUUCGCAAGACCCAAUUCGAGGUGCUCACCGGCUGCAGAUUAAAAUGGGUGUCGGCGUCUCUCGGACACGUCCCGGAAGGCUCGAUCGUCGGUGGUUACCAACGAGGCAGGCCGAAAUACUACGUGGCUAGAGUUAAACACGAGGGUCUGCUGCUUAUGGGAAAACUGCAACCGGACCUUCGUCUGGCCCACGUCCCCUACAGUGGCCAGGAGCUUCCGUUCACCAACUACGAGACUCUGGUGCAGUUGGCUCCGACAGGUGGAAGCGUCUUUUUCCACGGAAAAGUCGACGUUCCCUCGGUCCAGGAAUCCCCAGCAGCAACCGACAGCAGCGUCAGUGUCAGCGUCAGCAGCAGCAGCAGCAGCAGUAGCAACGAGCAGAGCCGACGCCACGAGCCUCAUCGCGAGAGACACGAUUAUGAUCGAUACGAAGCUUAAUUUUUGUUUUCUGUUCUCUGUAGGAUUGUGCGUCGAUGUGCCAUGUACACGUAUAUAUAGAUAUAUAGAUAAUGAUAUGUAUAGAUUUACGAUCUUGUAAUACUCAGUUUUGAAAAAAAUUACGUAAUAAAAUCGACUACUUAUUUAGACU
Nasonia vitripennis (jewel wasp) is the source of this 2946-nucleotide messenger RNA. RefSeq lists its product as uncharacterized. Lineage: Eukaryota; Metazoa; Arthropoda; Insecta; Hymenoptera; Pteromalidae. The record is from RefSeq and is a predicted model, not a curated record. The transcript has 9 exons. Bases 1143 to 2795 code for a protein of 550 amino acids.